Molecule: messenger RNA, 745 nt
Organism: Chaetomium fimeti
Lineage: Eukaryota; Fungi; Ascomycota; Sordariomycetes; Sordariales; Chaetomiaceae
Exons: 1
Coding region: 95-526 (143 amino acids)
Source: RefSeq, a predicted model, not a curated record
GUCGUAUUUAUGAUCCGGUUUCUAAAUCCACCCCUUUCAAAGGACACAACCACCUCACCUUCUUUUGACAUAUUUCCGUCUAAUUACCCCAGCAAUGCUGGCACAAGCCACCCCGGACUCCGACGACAACACCCAUGUACACACAUGCAUAACCUGCACCCACGAUGCAUGUUCAUGCCCCUCCAUACAGCUACACCGCCUUCAAGCCCAGUCCAACCCCCCCGAUAAACCCAGCGCAGAAAGACGUGGCCAUCUCCGUUCCAUUGAUUCCUCUCCCGUAUGUGGCAGUCGGCAUGAUACUAGUAUGGCAACGGAAACCGACAAGACCGGAGCGAGGGCGUCCGUUUACGCCGCCAGCCCCGUGCAUCCCCAAAGGGCCGAGACGUCGUUCCGUCGGAGUGCCACGACGAUCCUGAGGCUCCAUAGCCGCCGCGAUGGAUUGCUCCCCCUGGCCCACUUCCCGGGGUGCUGUUCAAGUGAUGAUGGCACACGUCACGGGUCGGAAAUCGAAGUUGACGCGAGCUGAGACCCCGAGUAUCACCGUGUUGAUGCUCGGGGGUUGGUGUUUUUACGUUGCUCAACGCAGCCAAUGAUAGCUUAGCGCUUCGCUAAUGGGGGGAUCCAGAAAGGCGGUCUCAGGUCACUGUUUUUAUUCGUCGGCGAGCUGGCCACUGGGAAGCAAUCCGUGUGGGGAGGCCCAUCCAGAAUCAAGGGUGGUGGAUAUGGAUUGUUACUGGAUGGCCCC